Xenopus tropicalis (tropical clawed frog) is the source of this 2048-nucleotide messenger RNA. RefSeq names its product zinc finger DHHC-type containing 4 (gene zdhhc4). Gene Ontology annotation, molecular function: protein-cysteine S-palmitoyltransferase activity; acyltransferase activity; palmitoyltransferase activity. Bases 157 to 1137 code for a protein of 326 amino acids. The transcript is spliced from 7 exons. Lineage: Eukaryota; Metazoa; Chordata; Amphibia; Anura; Pipidae. Gene Ontology annotation, cellular component: plasma membrane; endoplasmic reticulum membrane; Golgi membrane. The record is from RefSeq and is a predicted model, not a curated record.
UUGCUUCCUGCUCGUUAUAUUCACGUAGUGAUGUUCCCACUCAGUUGCUGUUCUGCUGUUCUGCUGUUCUGAGCCACUUUAAAGGGUCGGCUGCAAGCAGGGAUCCCCAACCUGGGCUGCAGCUUGGAUUGCCCCAAAGGGACUGAUCUGUGAAGGAUGGACUUUCUCUGGCUUUUCCUCACCUAUGUGACUUUCCUCAUCGUGGGCAUCUUUGCUUUCUGCUUCCUUUCGGAAAGAUCCAGGACCAGUCUGGACAGAGCGUUACACAGAGCCGGCGCCAUUCUCUCCCUUGUGUUACCCGCUUGGCUGCCGAGACGCUACAAGAGCUGCUUCCAAACAAGGAAUGGAGCCUUUGUCAUCCUGCACUUGAUUUUAGACAUCCUGGUGUUUGCCGAAUACAGUUGGGAAGUGCUCGGCUACUGCCUGGAGCUGGAAAUAAGCCGGCCCUUUAUUUUCCUGCCGUACAUCUGCAUUUCAGUGAACCUCUACUUUUUCUACCGAUGCUGUGCCGCAGACCCAGGGAUUGUGAACAAGAAGAACGAGGCAUCCUACGUACAGCUCUAUGAAUAUGACUGCAUCCUGUUCCACCCUGAGCAGCAAUGUCCAACCUGCCAGAUAACAAAGCCAGCCCGGUCCAAGCACUGCAGAGUAUGCGGCUGCUGCAUUCACAGAUUUGACCAUCACUGCGUUUGGGUGAAUAACUGCAUCGGUGGUUUAAAUAUCCGAUAUUUCCUGAUCUACUUAAUCAGCCUGACUCUCACUGCUGUCUCCUUGGCUGCAGUCAUUAUGGCAUUCCUCCUGAAGGUGGUGCUGCUCUCUCACAUGAUGUCGGCAGCCUAUAUCGAUCCUGAAGGGCACGAGCAAAUGGUGAACAUUGCUUUUAUUAUUCAGCACCUUUUCCUGACCUUCCCCCGUAUUGUGUUCACGUUGGGGUUCCUGGGCAUCCUGGUGCUGCUCCUUGGAGGAUACAGUUCCUUCCUAUUGUACUUGUGCCUUAGCAACCAGACCACCAAUGAGUGGCACAAGCAGAAGGGGAGGAGCCUAGCCCUUGACUCACGGAAAGGAUAUUCUAAAGGACUUUGGGGAAACAUUCAAGAAAUAUUCCAGCCCCCUAUUUGUCACAAGAAGGACAGAUAAAAGGGAAUAUCUGCCUCAGAUCUACGGGAAGAUUCUAUAGGAUAGACACAAGCUGCCAAAAAGAACGGUUAUGGCUAAAGGGAGAAGCUACGAACCAUACUGACAAGGAAGGGAUCAGAUAGUAAAAUCCAAUCAGGUUAUUUAGUGUGAAUCUAUUUUCCUAUUGAGAGCCACACCCCAUACAGUGCCCAAUAAGGAGAGCUAACGGCCAAGUCUUGGUACCUAUACACAUUUCUAGUCUUAAAAGAAUCCAGUGAGAGUGGGAGCAGCCAGACCAGUGAUGAGGGACACAGUUUGACAGCUUAAAGCAGGGCUGCCCCCCUGGAAAGGCUUGGGCUGAGGGUCAAUGGGGGGGGGCACAGCCCAUUUGCUCUCUGGGGACAUAUUGAAAUGAAUAUGGCCUUGCUGGCUUGGAACUACAGCCGAAUGCCUGAUACACCCAUAUUAUGAGCUAAGAGGGGUCUGACCAAAAGUUGGACAUUCAACUGCAAAAAGCUGACCCCCCCUUCUUUUAGGGCCAGCGCACGCAACAAAUUGUGGUGCAAACAAAGAAUUUUGUAUUUAUUCUGACCUCAGCAGUUUUUAAAAAUGCGCACACAGACUAAUUCUUUUGGCGCACAUAGCUGAGAGGGAAUAAGAGGGAAUCCGUCCAGCCCAAGCCCUGGGUGCCUAUCUAGCAGAGAGACAUGAAUGGGCUGGAUUCACUGACGGCUGAGGCAUCUGUAGCCGUGCCAUUUUCCAUGGAUUUUUGAGACUGUUUUCUCUGCAGAAUCUGUCAGAUACUCAUUUUUUAGAAUUUAAGGGCUGGGCUAAAAAGUAUUUAGUAAGUACUUAAAAUAUGUAUAAAGUGUUUAACUGAGUUGUGUGAAGAAAUAUAAUCUGUCGAAAAAAAUAAAGUUCCUAUAAAAUAC